This is a messenger RNA of Prunus armeniaca (apricot), 555 nucleotides long. The record is from the annotation of a GenBank genome assembly. Lineage: Eukaryota; Viridiplantae; Streptophyta; Magnoliopsida; Rosales; Rosaceae.
AUGAGAUCAAAUGGUGGCACCAUGGAAGAAGUAAAAGUUGUGGAGAAGAUAUUGAGAUCAUUGACUCCUAAAUUUGACUAUGUUAUCUGCUCAAUUAAGGAGUCAAAGAAUGUUGUUGAGAUGCAAAUUGAUGAAUUGCAAAGCUUUUUGCUAGUGCAUGAGCAAAGGCUUAACUGUACCGCUGCUAGUGAGGAGCAAACAACACUAAAGGCUUCUAAUUUCUCUAAGUCCUCAAGCUCUAGAGGAGGAAGAGGUCGUGGAAGAGGUGGACUAGGUCAAGGAAGAGGUGGUCAAGGCAAUCAGGAUGGUGGAAGGUUUAGGAAUAGAGAUGAUAGCAAAUCAUCUCAUGUCUCCAAGAAAGAUGAUGACUCUCAAGGAAAGGGAGGAGGCCACUAUGACAAGUCCAAGAUUGAGUGUUACAGAUGUGGAAACUUUGGUCACUACAAGAGCGAGUGUUAUACGAAGCUGCCAAAAGAGAAAGGAGAAAAAUCCAACUUUGCUAAGAAAAAGGAGGAAGAGACUUUUGAUGGCUUUUCAUGCACUAGAGGAGUAUGA